CUCCCGCUCUCCCGCUCUCCCUCCGCACAUCCACACAUGAACCUGGCGGUGUUCAGGAGUAGGACGCGCGAGCCAUUGGGUGGAGCAGCGGCGUCGCGUGCUGCGGAAUACACUCAGUAGGUCGUUAAACGCUGCGCGCGCUUUGGUUGCAGAUGCAGGUCGCCGAGUGUGAGCGCGAGGCGGGGGCAAAUGGCGAACGGGCGCGGGCGGCGGUGCGCCUCGUGAGGAUACAGUAAGACACCCGGAGCGGAGGAGGCAGGCGGCAGCUCGAGGACAGACAGGAGAAGGUAAACAGGGAACCAUGGAUGACUCCGAGCCCGCAGAGGACGGCUUGCUCGCGGGCUUGCGGUGGAACCGGAGCGCACGGGACCAGGCUCAGCUCAAACACAAAAUCCGGGAUCUGCCGGGGCUACUCAAGCACGGGCUGCACCUGCGGAAGAAGAGCCAAUCACCCGACACUAUACCCGGCCCGAGCACUGGACCCACAGUACACAAGUCUUGUUCCCAGAGUUUUCCAUGUGCUGGUCGGACUGUGAGGAAUGCCUUCCUCUCUCAUGGACCAUACCCAGCUAAAGACAAGAUCCACCUGGCCAGAAUCAUACGGCGUAGCUAUGUGGGCGUGGAGCUGGUGCAGUGGCUGUGUGAGCAGUGUGUGUACGUACGCUGUCGGACUACUGCUGUGCGUGUCUGGCAGGUGCUGCUGGAGCUGGGAGUCCUGCUGUCUGUGGACCAGCGGGUGGUGUUUUCAGACUCCAACUCUUACUACCAGUUCAGCUUUGAGGAGUGUGACUCCGCCUCCUGCGAGUUUCGCUCCAAUGAGGGGGAUUGGCCAGAGGCUGUUAGGCUCCUCCUACAACUCGCCCCAUAUGUCCAGUUUCGCUCUGGAGGUGGGGCCAACAGCCCGUCAGAGGAGGACUCUGAAGGCAACAGGGACAUCUGCAGUGAGAUUCUCCAGAUGAAAGCUCUCGAGAGGCUCACUUCUACGGUACAAAGUGAGUUGGCAGCUGCUCUUGCCCGAAAGACUCGCAAAGCUUUAUCAGAGCAGGACUCUGAGACGACAGAGACGAGCCAACAGGAGCCUCGCACACCCAGCGAGGAGAGCAGCCCGCUGGGCGGGGUGUGUGCAUUGCGGGGUGGCGGUGGCAGCGGCGGCAGCGGUGGAGGAAUGGGGACGUGCAGCCGUGAGGAGCUGACCAGCCGGCUGGGACUGGAGGCCGUUCAGCGGCUGGCUAAGGACGGCUGCCGGCUGCUGCAGAACCACAACUACCGGCUGCCUGACAGGAACCAGGCGGUGAGUAAAGAGGCAUUGGGGAGGGUUUGUCUGAAGGAGAGAGGACGGGACGUAUUGGUGUUGCGGAGAGUGACAUCAUCAGUGACGUCGCCCUCGGACCGGCCCUCACCCACAUCGUCAGGGGGCGGUUCCAGAGAGGAGGAUUGUGACAAGAGGUAUGUCGUUGUGUCGGGGACACCGCUCAAGAUCUUGGAGCAUCUGCUAAGUGACCUGCGGUUGGAUGACCAAAGAGGGGCGCCAGAGAGCAGGGAGAGCGAAAUGCUGCUGGAUGACUUCCUGUUGACCUACCUGGUGUUCAUGUCCACCAGUGACCUCUGUCAGGCUCUGCUGGGACACUAUAGCAGCACCCGCUGCAGGGGCCAAGAAGAGGGCAAAGACGCCCUCUUCAGGAAGCGUAAGGUACUGCAGCUGGUCUCCCACUGGAGCAGGCUCUACAAGGACUUUCUCAAGGAAGAGGAGCAUGUUCGGAGUUUCAUGAAGACCCUGUACAGGUGUGUUUUAGAAGAUCUGUAUGAGUUCCCCACGCUAGAGAAAGACCUGAAGGAGUUCCAGAAACUUCUGCGUCGCAGACACACUGUCGAUGACUGCCCUCCAAACCAAAAGAGUAAACAAAUGUAUCAGCAGUUGAGUUUAAAGGAAAACUGUUUGCAACUCCGAAGUCCCCCAUCUGAGACCAGAGAUGUUAUUUGUUGUGUGUACGUGAGCGCAGACUCCUACCUGAGUGUCCACACACACCCCUCAUUGGAGGCGCAUGAGCUGCUAAGAAUUGUGGGUCUGAAAAUGGACAGAGCAGAAGAAGACAUGGUGCUUGCUGUUGUGUUGCACACUGGAGAGCGGAGAGUGUUACAGUCUAGUGACUGUGUCUAUUCAGAGUCUCUGACCCCACAAGGAAAGCUCAUGGCCUGUCGCAGGGAUCUCACCGAUAUCUUGCCUCCUUUAACGGACAGUGCUGAGCUAAGCAGGAGGCCGGUGAGACUCUUAGGUAUUAACACCUGGGAUGUGGCAGCUGCUCUCACACACCUGGACUGGAGCCUCUUCAAAUCCAUCCAUGAGCAGGAGCUGGUGUACUACACGCUCAGCCGUGCUCCUGGUACAGGCCAGACGGCGGCGCUCUCAGUCCUGCUCCAGCGCUGUAACGAGGUACAGCAGUGGGUCAUGUCCGAGGUGCUCAUGUGUGUAUCGCUUAACAAGAGAGUACAGCUGCUCAAGAAGUUCAUCAAGAUCGCAGCUCAUUGUAAAGCCCAAAGAAAUUUGAACUCUGCAUUUGCCAUCAUCAUGGGUCUUAACACAGCAGCUGUCAGUCGACUCAACCAAACCUGGGAGAAAUGUCCGGGAAAGUUCAAGAAGCUUUUCUCAGAGUUGGAGCUCAUCACGGAUCCAUCUCUGAACCACAAAGCUUACAGGGAAGCCUUCAAGAGGAUGAAACCUCCCAAGAUCCCUUUCAUGCCUCUUCUCCUGAAAGAUAUCACCUUCAUCCACGAGGGAAAUAAGACCUUCCAUGACAACCUGGUCAACUUUGAGAAACUGCAUAUGAUCGCAGACACCGUAAGAAUGAUUCGCCACUGCCAAAGCGACCAGCCAGGCAACGAGGUAAUCGGGGUCGACAGUGCGGAGGUGAGGGCGAGCGUUCACUACCUGCACAUUAUCGACAAUCAGCAGACGCUUUUCGAACUGUCACACAAACUGGAGCCACGCGCUUAAACACACAGACACACACACACACACAGACACACACACACACACACACACACACACACACACACACACACACACACACACACACACACACACACACACCUACUCUCAUAGACACACACAAACACACCGGACACAGUGCAGUGGAAAUCCUAGCACCCAAGUACGUGUGGCAUAAAGGACACUUUGUAUGGCAAAAUGUCACACACUCACACAUACACUGCAACAAAAUCACAGUACCAGCAGAGGUGCCAAGUGGACAAUAAGGUGCCAUGUGUUCUAACAAAAACCCAUCAAGACAAAGAGCUGCCUGUUCUCUACAGGCUUUGUGACAACAAACCUGUUUAUAAAGGAUUUAUAAAGUCUGCACACGAUCUGUGAACUGUCUACAGGAAGAGAUUCUGUGCAGCAAGACGAAGAUUUGCCAAACUGAGACGGAGAGAAGAGGAGGCUGUAAUUAGUUUGUACAGUAUCUAUUGGACUGAAUAUGCCCUUCUUUUUGUUCUUGUGAUGAGCUUUUGGUUAUUUAUGAGCCUUUUCAACAGGUGGAAUAUUCCUUUAUUUUGUCAAAGUCUCGACGCCCCCCUCGGGGGUCAACAAGGACUCGAUAGCCUCUUCAUCAUUUCAGUUACUAACACAAAAACGUCUGAGGAUAUUUGUUUAUAACCUGACGGCCACAAUUGGUCCUUAUCGAUGGUCUCAUGAUUUCAUCCGCAUAUCACAUACCUGCUUCCUGAUGCACGUAUAUCCAGGACACAUGCCAUAGUUAUUUAGGUGUGUGAUGUGGAGCUUUCUUUGGUUAUUGUGUGGUAGAAUAUUAUGUAACACAAGCAUCAGCAGCCAGUGUUGAAGCAGUGCAACACAUUUCUACUCCUUUUUCACCUUUUCUCACCGAGGCUGUCGUUUAACUAAAAAUGUACAGUGAGUGACAAAAGGCAUGAUGUUAACAGUGGAACGUAUCUGGCGCAUGAAGGAAGCAUCGUGAGAGGUUUUCAUGACUGACUCUGACGUUUCAAACACUAGAGCGCUCCUGAACGUGCCAGAGUUCAAACACUGUUGAUGAAUAGUGAACAUUUUCCAGUCCUGGUUGACAUUUAGCCAAACACUUCUCAUGCACUCUUCUCUGUGAUGUUUUUGUGUGAAUAGAUAAUGAUAGUUUUACAUUGUAUAUAAUAUGGACCUAUACAUUUUUCAGUGCCAAAUGUUACAUUGAGUCCUGCAGCAUAGAUGUACUGUAGAGCUCUUGGUUUGGUUAGGAAUCAGUGUCUUUUUCUUUUUUUCUUUUUUCUUUCCUUGAAUGAGCCCUGGAAUGACGUCUGGUCCUUGAUGUAAAGCCAAUCUGACUCCAUGCAGAGAUGCUUUCUGACAUUAUGAUGACUGAUUUCAGGGUGCGUUAUGGUAUCCCACUCACCACGGGUUGCUAUGGAAACACAACCCCAUCAUAGAGCUAUUUCUUUUCUAUUUUUUAAUCCUUGAGUUAUGUUACACUAACAGAUAAGUCAAAGCACUGCACUGCAGACCUUUGUUAAGAAAUAGCUUUAUUCAACAAAAUCAUGUUCAUGGGAUGAGAUUUUGACAUUGAUGAUUCAUUCUUAUUGACUGAAAAGAUCACUUCAUUCAGAAGUAGACAGAGUAAUGGAAGCACAAGGGCACAUACUUCCUCCAUUAUAGAGAGACUAUUGGCUGGAAAAAAACAUCCUCAAAUUCAGACAUUUUCCUGUUGAUGUGGCCAUGAUGUGAAAAACAUCUAUUUGUUAUUCAAAUCACUGAGGGACCAGCCUGUUAAUGUUACUCUGGCUCAGUCUGUGGUCACCAGGAAAGAAAUGCAGCAUGUGAAGAGGGGAAUCAUUCAGAAAUUAUACAUGAGAAUGAUGAUACAUAAAAAUUAAGACAAGAAACGCACCAUUUAAAACCAUGAGCAGUCUUCACAUCCUGCAGACCUUUGUAGUGUUUGUGUUAUUUUGUCUUUGCCCUGUAUUUGUUCAUGCAUAGCCAGUCACCUCAGUGGUACAUUUCUGCUGAUUCCAGAGGCGAGAUGCCUAAAUGUUAUGUAGCGAUGCAUGUCUUGCAUUGUUUGGAUAGUUAUAAAACAUGGGGGGUUAAGUGCAAUACAGUAGAAAUGUGGUUGCCACAAGUCUUCAUCAUUUCAACACUAAGCCUUUCAGAGCACAGAACUGCUUUCUCAUUUUAAAACAUCUUUGGUUCAUGACAAGAAAAAGAUGAUGUCAAGGUGAAGACCUGCUUUUAAACAUAUUUUUGGUGUUAUGAGCAGCUUAGUCAUUGUAUGUUUAUUAAAAACUAUUUUAAAGACAAACUCUAAGCUGUUGUUCCUGCAGAUGCUCUGACACUGAAUAUGGAGCCAGUUCUGUGGACAGUUCAAUUGGAAGCUUACCUGAGACAUUUAUGUUGUACUAUUUAAGAUUAAAAAAUAACAUUCAUAACCUCAGAAAAUGGAUUUCCCCUUUAAAGUGAGACUAUAUGGCUGUUGCUGAAUGGCAGCCACUGCAGCUUUCAGAGACAUUUAUGGGAUAAUGCUAAAUGGAAAAAUCACUAAUUAAGCACUUAGCUAAAAAGCUAAACCACUGUAAUAGUAGCACAAGUGGAGAAGAGCUGUAAAGUUAGCAAACUGACUGUUAUACAGAUAUAUACACCUAAACUAACAUUAGCUGCCAUUAACUACUGGUGAUUCCAAACUCCUGAGUGUCUUCAAUUAAGCAACAGUGUGUUUCAUUGCUUGUGAGCCCAGAUUUUCAGUUAUAAGAGGAACACUUAUUCUUCUCUUCAAAAUGACAGUCUUUGACAGCUGGAGCCAAAAAAUCAGAGCCAUGGUCUGUUCAUAUUCAGUGUCAUAGAAAGGCCUUGUGGUAGUCAUUUUUACUAUUAACCUGUACAUGAUGCACACACGCACAAACAAACCUCUGCUUAUUGUUUUCAAAGAGCAGGAUAAUUGUGCUAUACUAGUUAUUUAUUGUAAUAUAUUGUUUAUUUAUGUAUUUCUAAGGUAACAGAAGCUCGUGUGCCAUGUGCGGAGGUUCAACAAUGUGGAAGGGCAUUCUUGAUAAGGAAAGAUGUGUGUGGUUUGAAGCUGCGUUGCUGGAAUGUUAAAGUACUUGCUGUAAUGUUUGUGGGCACUUGAUGGCAGCAGAAGAGCAAGUCAAUGUGAUAACGCUCAUCUCUUUCCACUGGUAUGAAAUGCUGUAAUGGACAGGAAACCAACAGGAGGGUGUAUUUAGUGUUUUAUCUGCCGUUGUCAUUACUGUGUAAAGUUCUGUUUUUUAAAGCAAUGUUGUUUAAAACCUGUUUGCAUGUUGAAACAAAAAACACAAAGUUCACAAUGCAAGAGAGGACACAUUGAAGGCUUUGUACUAUUGUAAUAUUGUUGAUGUGUAAAUAUAUUCCAACGUUUGGUAUGUUAUUAUUUAUCAGUUGUAAAUGAAAAAAAAAUAGUCAACCACAAAGCAAUACGUCUCCCCUUGUGUCCCCUCAACCUUCUGACAGCUGAAGCCACAUGUCUUUUCUAAAGCUGCGUUUUAUUAUGUCAAAAUAUGACUGAAAUGAAUAAAUUAUAGGUUUUAUGUGA
This is a messenger RNA of Dicentrarchus labrax (European seabass), 6566 nucleotides long. RefSeq names its product Rap guanine nucleotide exchange factor (GEF) 5a (gene rapgef5a). Gene Ontology annotation, molecular function: guanyl-nucleotide exchange factor activity. The transcript is spliced from 26 exons. Gene Ontology annotation, biological process: Ras protein signal transduction; positive regulation of GTPase activity. NCBI's taxonomy places the organism in Eukaryota, Metazoa, Chordata, Actinopteri, Moronidae. The record is from RefSeq and is a predicted model, not a curated record. Gene Ontology annotation, cellular component: plasma membrane. Bases 302 to 2992 code for a protein of 896 amino acids.